Molecule: messenger RNA, 1571 nt
Organism: Portunus trituberculatus (swimming crab)
Lineage: Eukaryota; Metazoa; Arthropoda; Malacostraca; Decapoda; Portunidae
Gene: NANS
Product: sialic acid synthase-like
Exons: 7
Coding region: 356-1408 (350 amino acids)
Biological process (GO): carbohydrate biosynthetic process
Molecular function (GO): N-acylneuraminate-9-phosphate synthase activity
Source: RefSeq, a predicted model, not a curated record
GGGAAAUUUGCACAUGCAGGCGCCGAGUCACCACAACCAGCAGACACUCGCGCCAGGCUGAGCGAGCGGCACCUUCACACACUAAGCCAAGAUCAAUGUGCGGCUAGUAACCUCCUUUAUAAGCACACAUACUCGCCUCCUGCUGCCCUCCUACGUGUUGCAUGAGUCAGAACAUGCGCGAGGGGAGUUGAAUGUUUCGUAGGACACGCGUAUAUAGGUGUGGGAGGUCGUGGGGUGUGGUAAUAGAAGGGAGAACUGAGAACAGGGUUGAGCAUCUGUGGCGCAAGAGUGAGAGAGAACCUGCGCGGAGGCUGUCACUUCGUUCAUGUAAACAAAACAGGGACACCCGCAGGACAUGGAGCCCCUGGAGCUGGUGCCUGGCCGCUACAUCGGGGAAGGACAGCCUUGUUUUGUCAUCGCGGAGAUCGGACAGAACCACCAGGGGGACAUUGAUAUCGCCAAGACACUCAUACGCAGAGCUAAGGAAUGCGGCGCCGACUGCGUGAAGCUGCAGAUGUCCUCUCUGUCGCACAAGUUUAACCGGGAAGCCCUCAGCCGCCCCUACGACUCAGAGCACUCCUGGGGCGAGACUUACGGCGACCACAAGAAGCAUCUGGAGUUUUCGGUGGCACAGUUUCAGGAGCUUCAAGAAUACGCGAACGAGAUUGACAUGCCUCUCACCGCCUCAGCCAUGGAUAUUCCUUCCAUCCACACCCUCUGCGCCCUCAACGUGCCCUUCAUCAAGGUGGGCUCCGGGGACGUGCACAACAUGCCUCUGCUCCGCACCGCCUCCACCUCCAACAGACCAGUCGUCGUCUCCACAGGUAUGUCAGAUAUUGGCUGGGUGUCGCAGGUGUACGAGGCCCUCACCAACCCCCCCGUACCCCUGGUCAUCCUGCAGUGCACCUCCGCCUACCCCACGCCCCCAGACCAGGUGCACCUCCGCGUCAUCGAUACCUACGCCCAAAUGUUCCCUCACGCCCACAUCGGCUACUCCGGCCACGAGCUGGGCAUUCACAUCACCAUCGCCGCCGUCGCCAGGGGAGCUAGGGUCGUGGAGCGCCACCUCACGCUCAACAAGACGUGGAAGGGGAGUGACCACGCGUGUUCCCUUGAGCCCCACGACCUGAGGGAGCUGGUGACGGCCAUCAGGUGCGUGGAGGCGGCGCUUGGCAGCCCCCUCAAGGCAUUCCAGCCCAGUGAGGAUCCCUGCCACAGCAAGCUUGGGAAGACACUGGUAGCUGCAAGACCCAUCAAGGCAGGACAGAAGCUUCAAGAGGACGAUCUAGUGGCCAAGGUAGCGGAGCCUAGGGGAAUAGCGGCUUACAGGUUGGAAUCACUGGUGGGUGGUUACUUAAACAGAGACGUGGAGCUGGACGAGAGUGUAAUGGAGGCUGACGUGUUGUGAGGCAGCGGUGCGCGUGUUUGUUGGGGUACAAAAGUGUUGUCUCAUGGCCUUGUAACUUUAGUGUGAGUGCGUGAUUGUUGUUGUCGUUCCUGUGUGUAUGUGUGUGUGUGUGUGUGUGUGUGUGUGUGUUCCUAUUGUUUAUUGACUAUUACUGCUUCUAUUA